Messenger RNA from Aedes albopictus (Asian tiger mosquito), 4781 nucleotides. RefSeq lists its product as uncharacterized. Bases 257 to 4585 code for a protein of 1442 amino acids. The transcript has a single exon. The record is from RefSeq and is a predicted model, not a curated record. Lineage: Eukaryota; Metazoa; Arthropoda; Insecta; Diptera; Culicidae. Gene Ontology annotation, molecular function: nucleic acid binding. Gene Ontology annotation, biological process: DNA integration.
UGGAGACUGUCAAGAAGUCGAAGCAGUCAUUGAUUUUGUUAAUUGUUGAUCUUAGUAACACACACCUUUGCUCACACCUACCUAGCAACACUACCAUAUAAAAGUAAGGUCCCGCGCUGGGUAGAGUCAUUCUGUAUCUUCAAGUUGAACAAUAAACACCAUUAAUUAGUAAUCAAUCUGAAGUACAUCAGUUGGCGACGAGGAUUAAUCACGAAUUCAUCGCUUUGGAGGAAGAGCUGCAGUUCCAAGAUCCAAGAUGGAAGAACUUUACCAACAGAUCCUGUGGCAGAACCAGCAGAUGGCGGAGCAAAACGCUCGUUUGGUCCAGAUGAUGGAACGCUUCGGCUUUCAAGAAAGCGGUCCCAUUCGGUCAGCGGGCAACCCGGAAUUCAUACUAGAAUCUCUGGCAUCCAACAUCAAGGAGUUCAUCUACGAUCCCGAGAACGGCCUGGUUUUCGAACGCUGGUACAGGAAAUACGAAGACCUCUUUCUCAAGGACGGAGCAAACUUGGACGAUGCGGCUAAAGUUCGGUUGCUGUUACGAAGCCUCAGCGUAACGGUCCAUGACAAGUACGUCAACUUUGUCCUUCCGAAGCACCCUCGAGACUUUUCGUUCGGAGAAACAGUGAAGAAGUUGACGGAGCUGUUCAGUACCCGAAUCUCUUUGUUCAGCAAGCGGUACAAGUGCUUCCAGAUUACCAAGAACGAAGCGGACGACUUUUUGACGUAUGCUGGAACGGUGAACCGGUGCUGCGAAGACUUCGAGCUCAACAACAUAACGGCGGACCAAUUCAAAAGCCUGAUCUUCAUAUGUGGACUACGAUCAUCAAAGGACGCUGACAUCCGGACGAGGCUCUUGUCUAAGCUAGAGGCCAACACAGAAGGUGAAUGCACCCUGGAGUCACUCAUUUCCGAGUGCCAACGCCUACAGAACCUCAAGCACGAUACAGCCAUGGUGGAACAGAGGAAACCGGUAAGCUCAAUCUGUGCAGUCAAGCAGACCAAGCCCCGACCGUUUCCAACCGGUUCUAAGGAGAAGAUGAAAACGAAAUCCGAUGGUCCGAAAACUCCCUGUUGGCGAUGUGGCGGAAUGCAUUACGUCCGGGACUGCACCUAUACGAAGCAUGUUUGCCGGGACUGCAAGCAAACCGGCCACAAGGAAGGUUACUGUGGAUGCUACACAUCCAAGUCGACGACGUCCAAGAAGAAGAAAACCGUCAACGGCAUUUUCUGCAUCAACCAGGUGAGCUGCACAUCAAGGCGAAAGUUCCUGACUGUGGACAUCAACGGGUCACAAGCUACUCUUCAGUUAGACACUGCGUCGGACAUCACCAUCAUUUCGCAGAAGGUGUGGAGGAAGAACCUGGGAUCGCCAUCACUCGCAACCACAACACGGACUGCCAAGACAGCGUCGGGAAAUCAACUCCAUCUUCUCGGUGAACUCCAAUGCUCAGUCACGGUCGGAGGAGUCACCAAAACCGCAACUUUCUAUGUAACCAAAAACGGCAUCAACCUGUUCGGAUUGGAUUGGAUCGAGCUAUUCGAACUGUGGCAUACACCGCUGUCUUCGAUCUGCAAUCAAGUCCAAGCCACUUCAGAUCACAUCAAUCAAGUCGAUCGGUACAAAGCUGCGUAUCCAGAAGUCUUCAAGUCCGGCCUUGGACACUGCAAAAAGAUGAAAGUACGACUGUAUCUCAAGCCCGAUGCUAGACCCGUUUUCAAGCCUAAACGACCGGUUCCUUUCACGUCCAUGGAGAAGAUCGACGCAGAGUUGGACCGUCUCCAAUCAUUGGGAAUAAUCGAACCAGUGGAUUUUUCACAGUGGGCUGCUCCGAUCGUUGUCGUGAAGAAACCUGGAGGAAAAGUUCGAAUAUGUGCUGACUACUCAACAGGAUUGAACGCUGUCUUGGAGCCGAACCACUAUCCACUACCAGUUCCUGAUGACAUCUUUACGAAGCUCAACGGUUGCCGGUAUUUUAGCAUCAUCGACCUCAGCGACGCCUACCUUCAAGUGGAAGUGGACGAUGAUUCAAAACAGCUGCUCACAAUCAACACUCACCGAGGACUUUUCCGAUUCAACCGGCUCGCACCUGGUGUCAAAUCUGCUCCCGGGGCCUUCCAGCAAUUGAUGAAUACCAUGAUCGCUGGUCUCAAAGGAGUGGAUUCGUUUUUGGACGACAUUUUCAUCUACAGCAAAACCGAAAAGGAACAUCACCAGAUUCUCAACGCACUAUUCAAACGACUUCAAGAUUAUGGUUUCGUUUUGCGCGAAGAAAAGUGCAACAUUCUUCAGAGUCAAGUGAAGUUUCUGGCACACAUCGUAGACGAGAAAGGCCUCCAUCCUGACCCAGCCAAAGUGGAUGCCAUUGUGAAGAUGCCGCCUCCCAAAGAUGUCACAACCCUACGUUCAUUCCUUGGUGCAGUAAACUUUUAUGCGAAGUUCGUGCCCGAAAUGCAUCAACUGCGACGCCCGCUUGACGCAAUGCUCAAGAAAGACGCAAAAUUCGUUUGGACCAAAGAAUGCCAGAGAUCGUUCCAGCGUUUCAAAGAGGUACUCCAAUCGGAUUUGCUCCUGACUCAUUAUGACCCUUCAUUGGAUAUCAUUGUUGCUGCCGAUGCAUCGCAAUCUGGAAUCGGUGCCUGCCUUCUACACAAGCUUCCGGAUGGUUCAAUCAAAGCCGUGGCACAUGCAUCUCGAUCACUCACUCCGGCAGAGGCAAAUUACGGACAGAUAGAGAAGGAAGGACUCGCACUGGUGUUCGCUGUAACAAAAUUCCAUCGAAUGCUGCUAGGUCGCAAAUUCACUCUCCAGACGGAUCACCAACCACUCCUGCGAAUUUUUGGACAAAAGAAGGGAAUUCCGGUUCAUACGGCCAACCGCCUUCAACGUUGGGCUUUGACGCUUCUAUGCUAUGAUUUUGAAAUCGAGUACGUGUCCACAACUCAAUUUGGAUAUGCCGACGUUCUCUCUCGCCUCAUCGACAAUUACGUCAAACCAGAGGAAGAUUUCAUCAUCGCAUCCAUUCAAUUAGAAGGCGAUAUCGAAAUUCCGCUUCAAGAAGCUAUCAGCUCGCUACCCGUGACAUUCAAGUCGGUUCGUGAUGCUACUCUCAAAUGUCCAGUCCUACAGCAAGUGACAAACUUCAUCAAGAAUGGGUGGCCUUCCAAACUCGACAACAUCACCAGCACGGCAGUACAACCCUUUUUCGCUCAUCGAGACGCACUAUCAGUAGUAAAGGACUGCAUCAUGAUGUCUAACCGUUUGGUCAUUCCGGAAAACUACCGUCAGCGUAUUCUCAAGCAACUCCAUAGAGGACAUCCAGGAAUGGAGAGGAUGAAAGCUGUUGCACGCAGCUACGUGUAUUGGCCAAGGAUCGAUGACAACAUUGCCGAUUUUGUUAGAAGUUGUGAAAGCUGCGCUAUCCAUUCGAAAACACCGACGAAAGUUCCUCUGCAAUCCUGGCCACUAACCAAAUCUCCCUGGGAACGUCUUCACAUCGAUUUCGCUGGCCCGCUCAACGGUUUGUACUUUCUGGUAGUUGUUGACGCUUUUUCCAAGUGGCCAGAAAUUCGCAUCGUACGAUCCCCGACAACAGCAGCAGUAACCGAGUUCCUGAACGAGCUGUUUUCACGUUUUGGAAUUCCCAACGUCGUAGUUUCUGAUAAUGGAAGCCAAUUCACAUCGGAACAGUUCGCAGUUCUGUGCAGAAGAAACGGCAUUCAACACUUUCGGAUAUCACCGUAUCACCCUCAGUCCAAUGGUCAGGCGGAACGAUUUGUCGAUACUCUGAAAAGAUCUUUGCACAAAAUCAACGAGGGGGAAAACAUGUCAGAAACGCUCCAGACUUUCCUUCAAGUAUACCGGACCACUCCAAGUCGUGUGCUGAACGGCAAGACUCCAUCGCAGCUGAUGCUUGGUCGGAACAUGAGGACAACUCUGGAUCUGCUCCAUCAUGAACAACCACCACAGGCAAUUCGCAAUCACCACCAAGAAGAGCAGUUCAACCGAAAGCAUGGAGUAACUACACGAGACUUUCAUCGAGGUGACAUGGUCUACGCCAAGGUCUACAGCAGCAAUACCAAGUGGCAGUGGGUUCCCGGCGUCAUCAUUGAAGCUAUCGGACGAGUCAACCAUAACGUACUAUUGGACGACUGGCAUGGACGAAAGAAGCUGAUAAGGUCGCAUUCAAACCAACUCAAGCUCCGUUUCAAUGAAGCAUCGGUCGCAACGGAUUCAACCGCCUUGGACAUCCUGGUAGACAUGUUCGGUCUUCAAACAAGAUCACCGGCAUUGCAAGUCCAAAGGAUUCAACCCGAGCAAGAGACGAUUCCAAUUCCAUCAACCUCCAGUUUUGAACCACAGCCUGAAAUGGAUGAUCAAUUACCGGCAGUUUCAAAUCAACCAGGACGCACUGAGGACGGUUCCGAGUCAAUGAUAGAGCAUGGUCGAGCCGAACAGCCAGAACUAAUCGAUGACACCAAUGAUCCACCGGUCGAGGUCAAUUUCGCACCAGCAAGAUCAAGCCGCCCUCAAAGAACAAUUCGGAUGCCUUCCAGAUUUGAACCAUACCUACUUUGGAGAUAAGAAGGGAGGCAUGUUGGAGACUGUCAAGAAGUCGAAGCAGUCAUUGAUUUUGUUAAUUGUUGAUCUUAGUAACACACACCUUUGCUCACACCUACCUAGCAACACUACCAUAUAAAAGUAAGGUCCCGCGCUGGGUAGAGUCAUUCUGUAUCUUCAAGUUGAACAAUAAACACCAUUAAUUAGUAAUCAAUCUGAA